AUGUCAUCUUAUAUGGCUGGUGUGUUUGAUUUAGAUUUAGAUGUGGAUGCAGUUCCCGUUGCAGAGUCUGAUGAAGAUGAUAUAAUUGAUGUUGAUGAGGUGGAUUACGAUCCUGAGCUCCAUGUACAUGCUAUAGUAGAGUCUGAAGGUUCUGAAACUAUUCAGCUGUCUGAAGAUAUUGUAAAUCCAGGUCAAUGUAAACGCUUAGGUCCUCAAGAUUUUGAACUACGUAAAGUUUUGGGGAAGGGUGGAUAUGGAAAAGUAUUCCAAGUUCGUAAAAUUACUGGGCCUGAUGCUGGUGCUCAUUUUGCGAUGAAAGUUCUUAAAAAGGCGUCCAUAGUACGCAAUCAAAAAGACACUGCACACACCAAAGCAGAAAGAAAUAUCCUAGAGGCUGUUAAGCAUCCGUUCAUAGUGGAAUUAGUAUAUGCUUUUCAAACAGGUGGCAAGUUGUACUUAAUUUUAGAAUACUUAAGUGGCGGCGAAUUAUUUAUGCAUCUUGAACGUGAAGGUAUAUUCCUGGAAGACACCGCAUGCUUCUAUUUAUCAGAAAUUAUAUUGGCGCUUGAGCAUUUACAUAGUCUUGGUAUAAUUUACCGUGAUCUGAAACCUGAGAAUGUCCUCUUGGAUGCCCAAGGUCAUGUAAAGCUUACAGAUUUUGGUCUGUGUAAGGAACAUAUUCAAGAGGGUAUAGUCACUCACACAUUCUGUGGGACAAUCGAGUACAUGGCACCCGAGAUAUUAACCAGAAGUGGUCAUGGUAAAGCGGUAGAUUGGUGGAGUCUUGGCGCUUUAAUGUAUGAUAUGCUUAUUGGACAGCCCCCAUUCACUGGUGAUAACCGUACAAAAACAAUAGAGAAAAUAUUAAAAGGCAAACUUAUGCUACCCGCCUAUCUUACGCAAGAUGCACGCGAUUUGAUAAGACGCCUUAUGAAACGAUCAGAAACUCAGCGCCUCGGAGCACAAGGGGCUGCGGCUGUACGCGGUCAUGCCUUCUUCAAACACGUUCAUUGGGAUGAUGUUUUUGCUAGAAGAUUGGAACCACCUAUAAAGCCCAGACUGACAAGUGAAGAUGAUGUUUCUCAAUUUGAUACAAGAUUCACUCUUCAAACACCUAUCGAUUCACCUGACGAGUCUACGUUAAGUGAAAGUGCUAAUCUAAUGUUUCAGGGCUUUACUUAUGUGGCGCCAUCUGUAAUGGACGAAAUCCAUAAACCACGAAUAAUCACUGCGCGCUCACCUCGACGUCCAAGACCCCAUCACCAUCAUUUCACCGUGCCGCCCGCCUCUAGUGCGCACACUUUCGCGCACGCUCCACAACAUGAAGACCUGAUGGAUGUGCAAGGUUUACCUAUAUAUGGAAAGUAG
Molecule: messenger RNA, 1368 nt
Organism: Arctia plantaginis
Lineage: Eukaryota; Metazoa; Arthropoda; Insecta; Lepidoptera; Erebidae
Source: the annotation of a GenBank genome assembly